CCUGCUGGAACUGACAUGUGCCAGGUCCAUGCAUCUUUUGCUACAGGGCCCCGGCAAAAUGAUGGCACAUUUUAUGAAAUUCGUACCUAUGAUGUUAAGCCAUCAAAGAUGAAGGAGUUUGUGGAAUUGGUGAAUAAACAUAUCCACCUUCGUGCAGCUCAUUCAGAGAUGUUUGGAUUCUGGACUGUGGAGUUUGGGGGCAUGAAUAAAGCCAUCCAUAUUUGGAAGUUUGAUAAUUUUGCUCAGAGAGCAGAAGUCCGGAAAGCAGUAGCCAAUGAUAAAGAAUGGCAAGAAAAAUUCAUCUCUCCAGUUCUUCCCUUGUUGAAAAAACAGAAAAAUGAAAUUGUUUACUUGGUACCUUGGUGUGAGAUUGGGAAGCCUUCAAAGGAAGGGGGGGUGUACGAGAUGGUUACUUUUCAGAUGAAACCUGGUGGGCCAGUUCUGUGGGGCCAGUCGUUCAGAGCUGCAAUCAGUGCUCAUCUCAAUACAGGCUACACGAAGCUGAUUGGUGUUUUCCACACAGAAUACGGAUUACUUAACAGAGUUCAUGUGCUUUGGUGGAAUGAAAACCCUGACAGUCGUGCAGCAGGGAGACAUUAUGCUCACGAGGACGCCAGGGUGGUAGCAGCUGUGCGGGAGAGUGUUAGAUUCCUGGAGUCCCAGAAAAAUAUGCUCCUGAUUCCUUUGUCCUGUUCACCAUUGAAAUAGUUUUCUACCAACUGGUGUAAUGGCGGACAACACAUAACUUUCUUACAGCAUUUUUAUCUGGACUGUCGUAUGGGUCUCAAUAGCAAUAUAACUUAGCCAAAUACCCUUCAGUUUACAAGUAUGUGGAUGAAACCUGAACCCACAGGCUCAAUCUUAGCCCUAGUCCUUUGCACUCCAUGCCACCAUAAGAAUUCAGGGCCUGCCCACUAUGCCGUGAACUCUGCAAAUGCUUCUGAUUAGCCAUAAACUUCUCAGUUUAUUGCUUCUUGAAGAUGCAACUGGUACAAAAAGGCCUUUCCAGAGUUCACAGCUGUGCCUGUGCAAGGACAAUCAGAGAGCUGUUAUCUGUAUAAUGUGCUUUGCUACCUCCUCAGAAGGUCACAACUUCCCUGUUACUACUUGUUGCUCUAAGAACCAGGAACCCUGACCUAGGUUUUGCAUGCUGACUGUACACCUCACAGUGUGUUUGCUUGGCUUUAUUAUUCUGUAAGGUUGCAAUGAGGUUGGAAUAUGCACAGUAAAAUAGGUGAAGAUAGAGAGAACUCAGCUUAAGUAUCAGGAGUAUCUUUUUUUAUUUGAAUGACUUUAUUGCAAUGAAUUUAACUUUUAUUGCGAGUCCCUCUAUUCAAUUAUGACUGAGCAAACAGGAAGUGAGACGAUCACUUCUUCAUGCAAAUACUUGUUUGUUGUGCUGAAAUUGAUUAUGAAUGAACUGAUUAAUUCUGAAAGUUUCUUUAUGGAUUGUGUAUCAGAUUAACUGGCCUACUAAAGUACACGUGCCUACUCUUUUGGAAAAAGCUUUGUCAGACUGUAAAAGUUUAAAUCCAAAUAAAAACUUUGAUUAGUGUUCUGCAUCUUA
Messenger RNA from Pelodiscus sinensis (Chinese soft-shelled turtle), 1567 nucleotides. RefSeq names its product nipsnap homolog 3A (gene NIPSNAP3A). The record is from RefSeq and is a predicted model, not a curated record. Lineage: Eukaryota; Metazoa; Chordata; Testudines; Trionychidae. Gene Ontology annotation, cellular component: mitochondrion.